UUACAAAGAAUAGCUUCUUCAUCUUAGUAUACUCAAGAACUUCUUUGAAGAAAUAGCCAACAACAAAAAGCAAACAAGUCAAAAUUAUGAUUUUACGAUUUUUAAUAAGUUUGGUAAUAAUUGGACAAUUUUUUGCGUUGGCGGCAGCAAUAGAUGUUGAAGAUCACAUGUGUUCCGAAGAAACUAAAAUGCCUAAUGGUCAGAUCGUAACGUCACCGAAAUGCUGCUCGGGCUAUGUGAAAAUUGGUAAACACUGUCAACCCUAUUGCGAGAAUUGUCAAAAUGGCAGAUGUAUUCGGCCGAAUGAAUGUGAAUGUCUCGUUGGCUACUUUUGGAAUCAAACCACAAAAGCUUGUCAGCAAGUAUGCCAUUGUGAGAAUGGUUUUUGUCCACAUCAAAAUCAAUGCGUCUGUAAUAAAGGCUAUAGAAAGCCACGACCAACAUCUUAUUAUUGUGAGCCGAUAUGCGAUGAUCCCGAAUGUCCGCCAUAUUCGGUGUGUAGCGGUCCACAACAGUGCGUUUGUUUUAAGGGCUUUGAAAUGAAUCCGGAAACGGGUGAAUGUGAACUAAUAUGUGACAAUGAUGAAUUGUUUCGUCCCGACUAUGAAGCUCAAAAAUGUGUUCUCAAGCAUUGUUCGUGUACCAACACGGGUGGAGGUUAUUGCCUGCAUAAUUAUGAUGAAUGCUAUUGCUAUGAGGGAUUUCGUAAAACCAAUAAAAGCCAUUGCGAACCUUUGUGCCGCGAGAAGUGUGAAAAUGCCGAUUGUGUGGGUUCAAAUGAAUGUCGUUGCUGGCACGGAUACCAUGAAUCCAUUGAUCCACAUGUUUGUGAGGAGGACAGCAUGUGUCGUGGUAAACCAUGCCAUAAUGGAGUAUGUCAACUUAAUGGCAAUUGUAAAUGUAAAAGUGGUUUCAACAAAUCACUUAAUAUUAAAGGACAAAUUAUCUGUGAUACCACAUCGAUGUUUAUUGCCAAAAUAAUGGCUUUAGUAUUGAGUAUACCACUAAUAUUGGCUGCAAGUGUUUUCCUAUACGUAUACAUGGAGGCGAGGAAGAAAAGAAUUAUCAACAUGCCCACCGUGCAAUAUGGCGAGGAUGAUGAUGGAUAUGCUUAUGCUUAUAAUAAUUAAAUAAAAAUAAACGUUCUUGUAAAAAAAAUAUUAAAAUAUAUAUUGAGUUGCGUUAUGAUUGUUCAAAAU
Molecule: messenger RNA, 1199 nt
Organism: Musca domestica (house fly)
Lineage: Eukaryota; Metazoa; Arthropoda; Insecta; Diptera; Muscidae
Product: epidermal growth factor-like protein
Exons: 2
Coding region: 87-1130 (347 amino acids)
Source: RefSeq, a predicted model, not a curated record